Molecule: messenger RNA, 4710 nt
Organism: Gasterosteus aculeatus aculeatus (three-spined stickleback)
Lineage: Eukaryota; Metazoa; Chordata; Actinopteri; Perciformes; Gasterosteidae
Gene: ndp
Product: norrin cystine knot growth factor NDP
Biological process (GO): Wnt signaling pathway; Norrin signaling pathway; positive regulation of DNA-templated transcription
Molecular function (GO): cytokine activity; frizzled binding
Source: RefSeq, a predicted model, not a curated record
UGUGUGUGUGUGGGAACAGAAGGUGAGAAAUUUGGGGGUCAGCCCGGGUCCUUCAGGUAAUUGUGCUUCUUAAACUUCUGACCCACUAAGCCGUACUUAGUGUGGCGCUCGCUCCCCUUAUUUCCCCCGAGAGUUUUGACUCUGCAUACCAGGACGUGUGUGUGUGUGUGUGUGUGUGUGUGUGUUUCUGAUACAAUGAGUGUCUGAGCACAUGUGGUCAGCUUCACACGAGCUCAUCCUUCCUCAUCUGCUCUGGCAUGGCGCUCACUGUCCUGCCCACACAGUCUGACCGCUCCGUCUCUAAAACAAUCAGCCUAUAAAGAUGUAGUCGUUUGUCACGUAGGUGAAAAUAGGUUAUUUUGACAGGUUGGUCUCUGUGAGGCACGUUACAGGAAUGCGCGCUCAGGCACCGGACGAUCUGGAUUAUUCCCAUGACUCAAUUUAGGGGAUUUUACCUUCGCCGUCGGUGUGCGUUUUAAUGUGAUCGAACUCAAGCCACCAAACCUGCUCACGCUCCGCGAGCAGCGAAGCAGCUGGGACCGUGCAAUGUUUGGGGGGCGGGGGGGCAACGGCGAUGCUUCCCCCCCCCGUUUAUCACAGCGUGUCCCCUCUCUGUCUUCACGUUGAGCCCCGUGAGGAUGACGGAUGAGGAGGUUCCUGUGUCGUUCUCGGCGUUGCCAAUACACACGGCACCGUCAUGUAAUGGUUUACAGAUGAAGACCAGAAAAUGAAAUAUCCACCGAGUCAGUAACAGUUUACCCGCUGGGUCCUGUAUCAUUUUUUAGAGAGUGAUGAAUGUGCUGCUUACUUUUCUCGGAUUCUUUUAUGGUUUUUGAGCAAUGACCUUUUCAUUUGAGUGUACAUUUUGUAACAUUUGUAGGACUUUCCCGUUGAGUGAAGCUGAACAUGCUGGAUGCUGUUUGCUUUUCUUACGACGAUACAUUUCACACGUAUAGAACUUAACUUAACUACCGCUGCACAGAUGCUCCCACCGGGGAGAAGAUGGCUGAGGUGAGUCAUUUAGCUUCCUCACCCCUCAUGAUUGGGGAAAGCGCGUGAAGACGAAGGUCCACGGGGGCCAGUUGUUUUUAAACAAACCAAAUCUGCUAACAGUUUUAUAACCCUGACCUCGUAAAAAGCGGCUGCAGCUUUUGGUCAGCUCCCUCCUGAUGGGACCAGCAGAGCCGUCCAGGCCUGGAAUUCCCAUUUGCCGCCGUGGAGCGCGUCGAUGCGUCAGCUGGUGUGUGUGUGUGUGUGUGUGUGUGUGUGUGUGUGUGUGAGAGAGAAAGGGCGUAUGAUAUACGAUUGCUGUGUCACGAUCCACAUGUGACGAGCGUCCUCACAGGCCGAGCAUCCAGGCUGAUCUCCCCGCUGGAGAGAAAGUCAGAGAGUGUGACUGUGGGACAGCAAAGAGAGAGAGAGAGAGAGGGAGAGAGAGGGAGAGGGGGAGGGAGGGAGAGAGAGGAGGUGAGAGAGACCGAGGGAGGAGAGAACAGCGCUCAGACAAUCCGUGUGCGUGUGUGAGAGAGGUAGAGACAGGAGGAGAGAGGAGCUGGCGGGGAAACAAUAGUUGAACUACCAAAUCGAGAGCUGCGUGCAGGAUCUCCGCCGCCCUCCGGAUGCCUCUGCUGUCUCUCUGCUGAAGACCGCGCUGGAUCCAGACCUGCGGGGGAUGGAGCGGCCCGACGGACCGACCCCCCUACCAGCGUUCGGCCUGCAGCUAGUACCGACCAGGAGAGAGACCCCGGCAGAACCCACAGGCGUCCUUUUCAGGUCCCGAUCAUGAAACCUUUCGUCUGCGCGGGCCCCCCCUGCGGCCUGCCGCUGCUGCUGGUCCUGGUGUGCUGCCCCCUGCUGGGCCUGGUCCAGUCCGCCGGCGGCAGCAAGGCCGGCGAUAACGAACACCCGCACCUGGGAGACGCCGACCCGGAGCGCUGCAUGAGGCACCACUACGUGGAGACCAUCGCGCAUCCCAUUUACAAGUGCAACUCCAAGAUGGUGCUGCUGGCGCGCUGCGAGGGCCACUGCAGCCACACCACCCGCUCCGACCCGCUCAUCUCCUUCAGCUCGGUGCUCAAGCAGCCCUUCAAGAGCACCUGCUCCUGCUGCCGGCCGCACACCUCCAAGCUGAAGGCCGUGAGGCUGCGCUGCGCCGGCGGCAACCGCAUCACGGCCACUUACAGAUACAUCCUAGCCUGCAACUGUGAGGAGUGCAGCUGAGCGGGGGCGGUGGGGGGCGGGUGGGGGGCUCAAGACUCUGCAGAUCCCUUUGGCCUGGGACUCACAGGCUUUCCAGAGAACUUGAUAACGGACCCGCAGCCUGCGAGAGAACAUUCUGUAUGUGCAUCCAAUCAGAACAAGCAUAUUCCUCCCGCGCACGAGGCCAGACGCCACAAACCGCCGCCCCCAGGGGCCCCCUCGCAGGCGGAGACGCACCGCGCUCCUCACAGUAAUCCCCAACGCACACGCGCUCACCAACCGCAGUAUGCUCGUUACUCGUAAUGUCUGUGCCAACCCUCCGCCCGGCGCCACGCGACAAGAGAAACACACAAACAAGGAAAACACGCGGGCGUGAAAAGGACACGUGGUGGAGCUACAGAGAGGCCCCCCCCACCCGCUCCUCCGCCCAAUAAGUCUGGAGCCCCCCCCCCCCCCCCACCCCGGAGACCCGUCGGGUGGAGAGGAGAGCGAGGAGGCGCCCGGGAGGCCGCGGCGGCCGCCGAUGGGCCGUCGGUGUUUCCACGUUAAAUGUCAUGUGUUCUAUUUGCAUCUCUGUGAUGCUCCUCUGCGUUCAUGGACCUGCAGCUGCGUUGUGAAAAGCUCUUUGCCUGCUGCGUCGCGCCGCUCGUGUCCGUCUGCCUCAUGAAUACACAACUUCAAAAUCACACGUGAUUUCUUCCAGGUGUCUGUGUGUGUGUGUUUGUGUGUCUGUGUGUGUGUGUCAGGCUCAAACAUCGGUGCUUUUGGUCAGUUUAUCUGGUAAUUAGUUGCUUCUAUCGUGAAAUAAAAUUAAAAAAACUCACCCGAAAAAAUGAAUACCUCCCCCACUACUGAAUAUUUGAGGACUUCCCUGAUUUUAUCAUGUUUUAUUGUCAAUUUGAGAUUUCAGGUCAGGUGGUUAAAUUAUUCAUGCAUCCAGUAAAAAAUAGACAUUUUCAAAAUGCUUAAAUUCAGUUUAAUUCUCAUCAGAAAAAUUCAACUGGUUGGAUCCUGAAGUCAACAUUUGAGGUUAGUGGCUGAAACGGAGGAUAUUAAAUAGUGGAUCAUAAAUUUGUCUCUUGCCUCUUUAAACCUCUUUAAUAAACUAUCCUGUCAUUUAUUACUGUUUCCCUCGCUGGCCUUUUUAAGUCUGAAUCUGAAGCUUCAACAUGCAUCAUUUCAUCAUCUGGAUCCAGCACAGAAACAAUGGACCCUCCAGCCAACGUACAUUUAAAACGCAUUGUAGGUGGAUUUCAUGAACAUCUUUAGGAUUAGAAGCAGUGGUCAAAUACAGCUGCAGUGGGAGUUUUCCACCAUCUUUCCACCGGAGCCGAGAAUGUGAAAAUAAAGUGCAGCAGCAGGAGGCUAAUGAACGUGGCGGUUGUGAAAUCAAGGCGGACUAAUUUAAAAGCAGUCCUUCGCUCGGCCGCCUGCGGCACAGACGUUGAACGCAGAGCAACUAACGCAACAUAAAAGAAAAUUGGAAAUAGGCCUCAUAACAAUAAUGAAUCCAACGUGAGCCAGAGACCUGGAUCCGUGUGUGGAUUAACCAAGUGACCCGUUGAAACAAUGCAGAGCGAGGCGGUUGGUUUUGUGGGCCCUUUGCAUCAAGCACACUUUAUCCAUCCUGGGUCCUAAUCACAACCGUGGAACACAGAAACCGUAAAAUAGGCCCGUUUCGUUUUUACGGCCUGCUCGUUAGGGAGAAACUCACAUCUGUGUGUCUGGCAUUCCAUUAACGCGCCAGACGUGACACGUGGACGGCGGCCAUGAGCCGGACGGUCGGCCUGUGUGUGUGUGUGUGUGUGUGUGUGUUUGUGAGGUUUGUGCUCAGCCGUCAGCACGCGUCCUCCUGAGAAGACGUGAGAGCAAUAAUGUGAGCGCCGUUGGAGCUUUUUUAGUGUGAGAGCGGAACAGGAAGGAUCAUUUUUCCUGUUUUCAUAACCUUUUAUCCGGCGCGGUAAAGUGUGCGUGAGCGUGACAGCUGAGCCUUCAGUGUGACUGGCGGGGAGCAGAGGUGAGACGAUUGACACGACGUGUCCGGGGGGACCGCGUCCAAAAGGCCUCAACGCCAUCAAUGCCGAGGUGUCCGAGGUAAUCGUUACCUGACAUGUCCUGACAAUGACAAAGGGGACAUUAUUGUCUCACUUUGUGGAACACUGGUGACGUAAUAUUAAUAUACAUCGUUUAAAACAACAUAAUAGCUGCAACAUAAACCUAAAGUGAAUGUCUUGCAGAAACACACACCUUUUUAUUUGAGCGAGCUCUCCGCUCUCAUUCAUCCGGAGUAUUUAUCAGUACGACCAGGAAAAGAAUAUGUGUGUGUUAAGACAAAACGUGCCUGUGAAGUCCAGGCGUGUGCUGCCCUCUGCUGACCGGCCGCACAGUGCCUCCGCGUGUCACAUGUAGAGAGGAUGAAACAAGGCAUUGUGGGUUGCUUUUCACUUCCUCUAUUCACUCACUCGGUGGUUUGUCCCCUGCUGAGUCUCGGAUUAAACCAAUUACUUUGUU